Messenger RNA from Bursaphelenchus okinawaensis, 911 nucleotides. NCBI's taxonomy places the organism in Eukaryota, Metazoa, Nematoda, Chromadorea, Rhabditida, Aphelenchoididae. The record is from the annotation of a GenBank genome assembly.
AUGUCAUUUGGUCAUAUUAGGUAAGUAAACGGUUUUAAUAAGUUUUUUUUUGAAAAAUUUGUGUCGUUUUUGAUUACGUAAACUUAAUUUUUGUUAUUGUUUUAUAAAAAAAGUUUUUAGCGGCAGACAUUUCAACCCAGCAGUUACUUUGUCUGUCACUUUGGUUAGGAAAUUAAAUCCUAUUUUGCUACCGUUUUAUUGGCUGGCGCAAUUGUCUGGUGGAUUUUGUGGCGCUUUAGCUGUUAGAGUAAAAUUUUUGUUAUUUUUCAUUGAUAUUAAUAGUUAUUGUUAAGUUUAAAAAGAUUUUUUACAAAUAAUGUUUUAAAUUUUUUACGAUUUUCGUUUUAGGCAGUAACGACUGAAACUGGAUAUGCGACAAUUUUAGGUGGAGCGACUUGGCCAAUUGGUUGGUUAUCCGGCCAUUGGCAUCAUGGGCUUAUCGUCGAAACCAUAUUGACUUUUAUCUUGUGUCAAACGGUACUUAUGUGUGCAGUUGAUACUAACACAAAUGUUAUCGCUGGAUUAUGUAUUGGAUUUGCCAUUGCUUUGGACUUUCUUGGGGGGUAAUUUAUAAUUAACAAAAACAUUUAUAAAUUACCAAUUUAUAUAAAAAUGAACUGUAUAUGACUGCAAUUUUUAGUGGUAACACCAGUGGAGCGAGUAUGAAUCCAGCGAGAUCUUUUGGCCCUUGUGUAGUUGCAACAUUGUUCGAGGCGCAUCAUGAAGAUAUUUGGGGUUACCAUUUUAUUUAUUGGGUUGGUCCAUUUUUGGGCGCUGCGCUUGCUUCUCUAGUUUAUAAGUAAGUUAUUUAAGAUUAUUAGUCUUUAUAAAAACAAAAUUGCGUUCGUUCUUAUUAAAGUUUUAUUUUCAGAGUGAUCUACGCUGCAGAUGAUUACCGUUUACUGCCUUAA